Dichotomopilus funicola is the source of this 4122-nucleotide messenger RNA. RefSeq lists its product as uncharacterized. Gene Ontology annotation, biological process: phospholipid translocation; endocytosis; retrograde vesicle-mediated transport, Golgi to endoplasmic reticulum. Gene Ontology annotation, molecular function: magnesium ion binding; ATPase-coupled intramembrane lipid carrier activity; ATP hydrolysis activity. The record is from RefSeq and is a predicted model, not a curated record. Bases 1 to 4122 code for a protein of 1373 amino acids. Gene Ontology annotation, cellular component: endosome; plasma membrane; trans-Golgi network. The transcript is spliced from 3 exons. Lineage: Eukaryota; Fungi; Ascomycota; Sordariomycetes; Sordariales; Chaetomiaceae.
AUGCCUCCCUCCACCUCGUACCACCCCCCAGCGAAGCCGCCAGACUCGCCGGUAGCCGCCAACCCCGACUCCGAUUCCGAUUCCGAUCUCGACCUCGACCUAGAAGAGCUCGACCCCCAGCCCGUGUCUAGCUCCGGUUCCAGAUUAGGAAUAGGGAAACCAUCGGGCUUGGGCUCGGCACGCGACACGGCCGAUCAGCAACGGGCACCGCCGCGGAUUGCCCUGCGCACACUCCGGAUGGGCGGGUUACGGCGUGGUGCGAACCGGAAUGGGUACGGCGAGCUGGGCCGUAGCCACGGCCACGGCGGGCGGGGGGAAGAUAACGAGGACACCCGGGGGUUACUAAGAGACAGUGCAGACGGGGGAGACCGGCGGUACUCUGAUGCGAGCGCAGCGAACGGGGAUGAUGCGCCGCUGUUAAGCGAGCACGGGACUGGUGGUGGUGGUGGCCGAGGCCCUCGCAGCUCGAGCAAACGCCGCGGGUCGUUUACCACCAGCGACAGGCUACGCCGGGUCGGACUUCGACUACCCAGUUUCAUGUCCGGGGCUGGUAGCAGCACAGCUGGCGAUGCGCACAACAGCGCAGGAGCCGGCGACGAAGACCGGGAACUCGACCAGGAAGACGACGACCCGUCCUCCUCACGCCUCGUAGCCGUCGGUUCGUCCCAAUCAACCCGGUUCCCGCCCAAUAUUAUCUCCAACGCCAAGUACACCGCCUGGAGUUUCCUCCCCGUCACGUUGUAUAACGAGUUCUCCUUCUUCUUCAACAUGUACUUCCUCCUCGUCGCUCUGUCGCAGGCCAUCCCCGCGCUGCGCAUCGGCUACCUCUCGACGUAUGUCGCGCCGCUGGCGUUUGUGCUGGUCAUCACGCUAGGCAAGGAGGCGUAUGAUGAUAUUGAGCGGCGGAGGCGGGAUAAUGAGGCGAAUUCGGAGGCGUACACGGUGCUGCAGUUUGAGGAGCCCGGACGGGCGGCAGCUACAACAACGAGUGGGCGGUCGAUCGGCAAGUUGAAGUCCACGCAGGUUGGGAAGGGGUCGAAGCGGUAUACGGCUGUGAGGGAUAGGUUGUCAGAUAUACAGGAGGAGGAGGAGCAGACGGAAGGGGAUGGGCGGGGGAAGCGUGCGGUGUGGGUGGUGUCAGAGGUUGCGAAGAAGUCGCGUGAUCUCAAGGUCGGGGAUGUGUUGAAGCUCAGUAAAGGGGAUCGUGUGCCGUCGGAUGUGGUUAUUCUCAAGUGUCUGUCGAACGACCCGGCGGCGCAGAAAGCGGAGGCAGAGACCGAGCAGGCCGCUGCGCAAGAGCCGUCGCUGUUGCUGGAUGAUGAUGCGGAGGAUGCGGGCGAGGGAAGUGCGGCUGCUGCUGCUGAGGCUAGCGCAGGGGCUGCGGAAGGGGGGUCGAACGGGGAGACUUUCAUCAGGACGGAUCAACUGGAUGGCGAGACGGAUUGGAAGCUGCGGUUGGCGUCCCCGCUGUCGCAGAAUUUGGCCACCGAGAACCUGGUCAGACUGCGGGUGACGGGCGGGAAGCCGGACAAGAAGGUGAAUGAGUUUAUUGGGUCUCUGGAACUACUGCCGUCGCGGCAGGAUGCUAUGGGGCUGGGUGCCAUUCUUCCCGAGAACGAGGAUGACGAUGCGGCCAACAAUGCGGACGUCAAAGCCCCCCUGUCCAUCGACAACACGGCGUGGGCCAAUACAGUCAUCGCAUCACACGCCACGACCCUAGCCGUGAUCGUGUACACCGGCCCACAGACACGCUCGGCACUCUCAACAUCGCCCUCGCGGUCCAAGACGGGCCUGCUGGAGUACGAGAUCAACUCGCUGACCAAGAUCCUCUGUUUCCUCACACUAGCCCUCUCCAUCAUCCUGGUGGCGCUCGAAGGAUUCAACAGCACCAAGGGCAGCAUCUGGUACGUCAAGAUCAUGCGGUUCCUGGUGCUGUUCUCGACCAUCGUGCCCAUCAGCCUGCGAGUGAACCUGGACAUGGGCAAGAGCGUGUACUCGUGGUUCAUCCAGCGCGACCCGGGCAUGCCGGGGGCCGUGGUGCGCACGAGCACGAUCCCGGAGGACCUGGGCCGCAUCGAGUACCUGCUGAGCGACAAGACGGGGACCCUGACGCAGAACGAGAUGGAGAUGCGCAAGAUCCACGUCGGGACCGUGUCGUAUGCGAAUGAUGCCAUGGACGAGGUCGCUAGCUACGUGCGGCAGGCCAUGACUCCGCCUUCCGGGUCGAUAGCAGACACCCAAACACUCGUGACGCCCGCGACGCUGGCCUCCGCGGCUGCUGCGCAUGGCGGUGCUACGCGCACACGCCGUGAGAUCGGUUCCCGCGUGCGUGAUGUGGUGCUGGCGCUGGCGCUCUGCCAUAAUGUCACGCCGACGACGGAAGAAGACGACGACGGCCGACUGGUUAACUCGUACCAGGCCAGCUCGCCCGACGAGAUUGCCAUUGUGCGCUGGACGGAGUCGGUUGGUUUGCGGCUGGCGUCGCGCGACCGCAAGAGCAUGGUGCUCGAGUCGACGGCGCUGGGCCGGCCGGUCGUGCAGGUGCGCAUUCUCGACAUCUUCCCCUUUACCUCGGAGGGCAAACGCAUGGGCAUCAUUGUACAGUUCCUCGACACCUUGGAGUCCAACGUCUCGGGGUCGAGUAACAACAACGGCGAGAUCUGGUUCUACCAAAAAGGCGCCGACACCGUCAUGAGCGCCAUCGUCGCAGCCAACGACUGGCUCGACGAGGAAACAGCCAACAUGGCGCGCGAAGGUCUCCGCACCCUCGUCGUCGGCCGCAAACGCCUCUCCUCCGCCGAAUACACCACCUUCUCAGCCCAACACCACACAGCCUCCCUCGCCCUCGGCAGCGGCCGCGAUGCCGGCAUGCAAGCCGUAGUCUCCCAGUUCCUCGAGCGCGACCUCGAACUCCUCGGCGUCACGGGUGUCGAAGACAAGCUCCAACGGGACGUCAAACCCUCCCUCGAACUCCUCCGCAACGCGGGCAUCAAAAUCUGGAUGCUCACCGGCGACAAAGUCGAGACCGCCCGGUGCGUGGCCGUCAGCGCGAAACUCGUCGCCCGCGGGCAGUACAUCCACACCGUCGCCCACUUGCGCCGCAAGGAUGCCGCACUGGAACACCUCGACUUGCUCCGCAGCAAACCCGACGCCUGUCUGCUCAUCGACGGCGAGAGCCUCGCGCUGUAUCUGACGCACUACCGCACUGAGUUUGUCGCUGCCGCGGUCAAACUGCCGACUGUUGUUGCCUGCCGUUGCUCGCCAACGCAAAAGGCUGAGGUCGCCCGGCUGAUCAAGACGUACACGGGGAAGCGGGUGUGCUGUAUUGGGGAUGGCGGGAAUGAUGUGUCGAUGAUCCAGGCGGCGGAUGUGGGCGUGGGGAUCGUGGGGAAAGAGGGGAGACAGGCGAGUUUGGCUGCGGAUUUUUCGAUUGAGCAGUUUUUUCAUUUGACCAAGCUGUUGGUGUGGCAUGGGCGGAAUAGUUACAAGCGCAGUGCGAAGCUGGCGCAGUUUGUGAUUCACCGUGGGUUGAUUAUUGCGGUGUGUCAGACUAUGUAUAGCAUUGCGCUGAACUUUGAGCCCGAGGGGUUGUACAAGGACUGGCUCAUGGUCGGCUACGCAACCGUCUACACGGCCAUGCCCGUCCUCUCCCUGGUCCUCGACAAAGACGUCGACGAGAACCUCGCCAACCUGUACCCCGAGCUCUACAAAGAACUCACCUCAGGCCGCUCGCUCUCCUACCGCACCUUCUUCGUCUGGGUCUUCGUCUCCAUCUACCAGGGCUGUCUGAUCCAGGGCCUGUCGCAGCUGCUGACCGAGGUGGAUGGCCCGCGCAUGGUGGCGGUGAGCUAUACGGUGCUGGUGUUGAAUGAGCUGUUGAUGGUGGCGAUUGAGAUUACCACGUGGCAUUGGGUUAUGGUGGUGUCGAUUUUGGGGACGUUUGUGUUGUAUGUGGGGACGGUGCCGUUUUUGGGGGGGUAUUUUGAUUUGGAGUUUGUUAUGACUUUGGGCUUCUACUGGCGCGUGGCUGCUAUCGGGGCCAUGUCGUUGAUCCCAACGUACGCGGCCAAGGUUAUCCAGCGGAGGUUGAAACCGCCGUCGUACCGGAAGGUUCAGGGGUAG